AUGUCUGCAGGACUAGCUAGCGCACCAUUGCAGCCAUACACUACUGCUUCUAAGCUAGAAAGUUCCGUCGAAGAUUUAUCGGCAACUCUGCUUUCAACACACAUAAGCCGGACAUGGUUGGAUCUUUACCCACCAAUUGAAACUACCGAAGAGUCAGCAUUGCCAGCACCUCCAGCACAACCGGUAUCGUCAGCAUGGACAGCGCCCAACUCAAAGCGGACCAUUCGUAUCAACACCAUAAAAGAGAUUCUGACCCAGGAUAUCAAGUCGAGCAUCGAAAUCCGUGAACACUUUCUACGAUUAAAAGAGUGCGGCAGAGAAGUAUGCUUCCUUUGCUCUGCCAAUAACGACCCCUCGGCGAACUGUGGAUCAACAUGUGCACAUCUACGGCCUCAGAUUUCACCUCGCAUGGGAACGUUCAUCAGUUCAUCCUGGCGUACAGAGGCAACUCGGUCAGUGAAGAACUAUCACCGCACCCUCGAGGAGAUUGAGGAACAGGGCAGUCGGGCUCGUAAUUCACAGGUUUUAACGUGGGAAAAAAUCGGUCAAGGUUUGAGGAAAGGCGCACUGAAUCAUUCGGAGAUCAAGGACGAAAAUGGUUGGUCAAAUCAAGUCGGAUACUCAAAGGCGAAAAGAGCGGGAGUGGAAAUCGAGUGGACGUUCGAAAGCGCCUGGGGUACUGAUUUGCCACCGGACGGAGACGUUGCUCCUGACGAGGAUGUUCCUGGUGACAUGACCCAUAGGCCCUUGUGUCGGUAG
Messenger RNA from Parastagonospora nodorum SN15, 759 nucleotides. RefSeq lists its product as hypothetical. The transcript has 2 exons. The coding region runs from base 1 to 759 and encodes 252 amino acids. NCBI's taxonomy places the organism in Eukaryota, Fungi, Ascomycota, Dothideomycetes, Pleosporales, Phaeosphaeriaceae. The record is from RefSeq and is a predicted model, not a curated record.